AUGCGGGUGGAACCCAUGGGCAGCACCAUGUCUCAAGUCGAAGAAUACAUAAAACUGCUGAUCGAUCAAUGGCUACAGGAGAAGCGCGAGUUUAAGGAAAUUGUUAUUUACAUGGAUCGUCACGGAUGGCAUUGGGCGGCGGAAUUAGAGCAGCUACUCGAAAGGUACGAGAGAAUUGACGUCGAGGGAGUGCAUCAACCAUUUUACCGCAUUCAGCGCAGCAAUGGUGAUAUGAUGGCGCUCCAAACCGCCGGGUAUGAGCUGUUAAUGCGAACAUCAUCGUACUAUCUACCUGAUCGAUGCGAUCAAGAAUUAAGGGAAGCGUUGCGCAUCAGCCCGAAC
Messenger RNA from Mesorhabditis spiculigera, 342 nucleotides. NCBI's taxonomy places the organism in Eukaryota, Metazoa, Nematoda, Chromadorea, Rhabditida, Rhabditidae. The record is from the annotation of a GenBank genome assembly.